Molecule: messenger RNA, 1088 nt
Organism: Drosophila erecta
Lineage: Eukaryota; Metazoa; Arthropoda; Insecta; Diptera; Drosophilidae
Exons: 2
Coding region: 493-972 (159 amino acids)
Source: RefSeq, a predicted model, not a curated record
ACAUUACGUAGUUUCCAAGCGAUUCAGAGUUAUUUUGACGCCGGCCGUUGAAAAGUGAUCCAUAAAAUUGAUCGAUAAGCCGAAAGUCAGCCUUAUCGCCAAGAACUCGACUGGGAGAGCAGAGUAGCACAGUUCCAGAGUACCAGAGUACCUGGAGCAGACCCAUUACGAAUAGCCGAUCAUAUCUCUGUUCUGGAGCAUUAGCAUCGGAUGGCAUGGCUUAUCCAUUUGGGUGCUUAUCAGUUGCAGGUCGCCACGGGGCUUUCAGCUCGAUUUCAGUUGGGUUCCAGCAGCGGAGCAGAGCAGUCGGUUCGCGAUCAGUGCGAAUCAGCAGAUCCACGUGCCGAGCAUAGAAACUAGCCAGUAAAUACAUCACCAGAUCGGCAAUAAAACACGCAGUGACUACUGAUAAGAGUGCAGGCAAUAAAACAAAUACACAUCAAAUAGACAAAAAUACGGCUACAAAAAUACAAAAAUACGUAUACAGCCAAGAUGAUGUCACAUACGGUGAGGGUCUUCAAGAUGAUGUACAUCGUGGCGGGCAUCCUCAUCAGCAACGCGGAGAUCUGCGACACAGUGGACCGCAUACAAAUAGCGCCACGCGUCGACCUGAAGCCGGAACUGUGCCUGACAUCCGGGGGCAACAGCCCCGGCUCCCGAUCCCGCACCCACUCUCGCCAAAACUCCGGAAGCGCAUCCGCAUCGGAGGAAGGAUCGCCCACCAAGAAGCGCAGAGUCAGCGUUUCCGGUAUCGCGGGUGGCGUGGUCAGGGGCGUCACUAGCCAGGUCUCCAAGAGAGUGGGCCACCGCUUCGUCUGGCUAUCCGACAUCCGGCUCAUCCUCAAGCAGUGGCGACUCCUGGCCCUCAGCUUCAACCUGUGGACCAUUCCCAACUUCGUGCUGCAGUGCCUCACCAGCUACAUGAGCAAGAAGCUGCUCAUCAAUAGCGACUGUGAUAUGAUCUACAAGUAGGAUUAGGAUAUUGGGUACUGAGUAGUAGGACAGCGCGCCGAGAGGUUGCGAUUUAUUGUUACUUUAGUUUUUACAUAGCUUUAAAUCUGAAUAAACAACUGCUAGACAUAGAUAAA